Messenger RNA from Cyphellophora attinorum, 4668 nucleotides. RefSeq lists its product as uncharacterized. The record is from RefSeq and is a predicted model, not a curated record. Bases 1 to 4668 code for a protein of 1555 amino acids. Lineage: Eukaryota; Fungi; Ascomycota; Eurotiomycetes; Chaetothyriales; Cyphellophoraceae. The transcript has 3 exons.
AUGGGCCUGAGCGACCGACGUCCAAUUUUGCCUGCUCCAACAGACUCUUCAAUCGGCGCAGCCGACGAAGCACCACCAUCGCCGGAGCAAGACGUUGCAACUGACCUCUCGAGGCUCACCGAUCGUACCCACCACACCAUUCCAGACGACGGAACUCCUAUCACCAUCCCGACAUCACUGAAGCACCUUGGGAAAGGAAAUCCUGCGCAGCAAUCCCAAGCCUCGUUACUGAUCGAAUACUUCGAGAACAAUUCCGACCCCGAACGAAAACCUAGCAUAAGAGUAAGAGUUGCUCCUUCUGGAUCGAAGAAGCUGCAGCAGACGCCGACAGAGCACAUCUCGCUACCGGCCACGCUGCGACAUAACAGCAUUUCUUUACACCGACUGGGCUCAGACGACUCAGAAGGCUACAACAUGACGACACAGCGGUUGUCGAGGCCUUUCGAGCCGGAGUUUCAGCAACCAAGCGAGAUCUCGGUCCUGAGUGACUCACCGCCAACUCGAUUCAUGGCUCCAGAAUCUGAUGUAUCCUCAAUGCCAGCCGAUAGCAUGCUGGGUGUGUCCAACACAGCCAUCGAUGCGACAAGAUUGCGAACCUCCGGCAAAGAGAACCAAAAGCCAACGGAUCGCAACCCUAUCAGCGACCGGCUGCUUACCCAGAAAGUCAUUGAGAAAUUGGCGGCGAAGCCACGAUCAAGCGGGCUGAAGACUACGUCGGAGGGCCGACGAUCAUCUGCCAGCCACGAGAUCGAUGCAAGCCGGCCCCGGAGAAGAACAGCCAAACACAUCGAGGAUGACUCGAUCACAGGCUCGAGCAUGAUCAGCGGUUCAGCUGUCUCAGACAUGCCGAAAUCCAACGAUGGCCGAUCCGUUCGCUCCGGUCAAUCCCAAGUGUCCUCCACUAAUCCUAGACUCAUACAGACUGUCGAAAAUGCCAUUCGCAAACUGAUUAUACCUGAGUUGGAGAAAAUAAGAAGCGAACAAAAGCACGCGACGCAUCGAAAGCAUCGAAAGGAGUACCCGACAGAUCUGUCUGAGAGCAGCAUCUCUCGAGAAGAACUCUCACAGCGAAAGAGCUCUGGCAAGUCUAGGCGGCGGAGCAGCACUAAGGACGAGCACCGUGUAUCUUCCAGCUCCAGAAGACAUGAAAGAAGUCACAAAACUGUCGACGACACACCUUCCGAGCGGAGCUACGACAAAAGCGAAUCUAUCAGCAGCGUCAGUGUCGAAGAAGAUCUGAAAGCCCGAAAGUCACGGAAGAGCCACCGUGCCAGAGAUGCAGCAGCAGCAGGUCUUGCUGGAGCAGCUCUGACUGCGGCUGCGCUGAAGCAUCAUGAUUCAAGUUCGAGUGUGGAACAUCGCGAGCGACGAAAGAAGCGAAGCAAGAGCCGGAGUACACGGACUGAGAGCAUCGCCGAGGACGAAGAAGUCUUCUACAAGCAUAAUGUACCGCCGAUGCCAUUCCGCAGCGAGGUCGACUCGACCCUGACUCGCAGUUCACUGCUGUCUUCGAACACCGCUGGUACAAUGACUCCCACUCGUCGUGAUGUCCGGCGGGUUGCCCGUGGCUCUCCUGGCGAAUUACAGUCUCCUGUGUCAGACUCCCCAUCGCAAACACCAGUGGAGAAAGAUCUCCCACAGCCAGCUCAGAGUAUACAGACGGGGCUCGGCACGCAUCACGGGAACUUCUCUAACCGCGAUUUGUCAGGGUCUCGUGAAGACGUCGAUGUGGAUGAGGACGAUGAAGAAGACAGUCAUUUCACUGGUGGUGGCUAUGGUCUCGUCGGCCAUGGUUUGCUCACAGAUCCGGAGCGCGCCAGAGCCUAUGAGCGCAAUCUACAUCAGCAGCAUCCAAUCCGCCGCGGCUUGAGUCCGAUCCAGAGUGUAGCUAGUUACGCGACCACAGAGCCUACACGAAACUCACUUAUCCAAGCGCGGAGCCGCGAAACACUGUCCUCGCCGAACAAAGAUGUAGGACGUGUAGACGACAUCUCGGAGGUGUCCUACUCCGAGAUCCUACAGCCGUACAAGGAGGAAUCGACGUCAGUGACCAGAGACGUUGGGGGCCUAGACUCGCUCGAAGAUGCGAAUCGCGACUCUUUUGCUAGCAGCGACGCUAGAGUCUCGCAGGCUCGAUCCAUCCGAACAGAUGACAGCAUCGACUCUCCUUACAUCGACAAGGUAACAGCAGGUCAACAAGUUGGCUACGGCUUUGCUGCUAACCCAGAAUUCAUUAACGGCUCCGAAGGUCCAGAGUCAGCUGUCGCAUCUCUCGUCGAAGCGUCUGUGCUAGAGUCAAGAGCAGGUUAUUCGCCGACAACAAGCUACAAGGGAUCUCCCGAGUUGCGUGGCGUGAUGACCCCCGGCACUGGCAGACGAAGCGGCAGUCCUUUGAGACAUGAACACGAUGUCACAGCACACAGCGAUCCGAGAGAUGUUACACGUGGCAUUGUGCCGCCAGUCGUCUUUGCGCAAUCGCAUCCGAGAAGCUCUGAAAAAGUUGCAGUCAUCCCAGUCAAGACGUCCCUGCCCGCAGAAGCCACCAACGGUGAGGCUCAAGAUGCAACUUCUCCAGAGUCCGAGAUCACAACGAAUCCGUCUGUCAUUCAGGGACCAAUGGGCUAUACCCCAGGCGACACCAGUCACUGGCCAUAUGGUCCCACACCUCCUCCCAUAGAGUCGCCUCUGGCUCCAGGAACGGGCCGUUCACUUGGCGUUACUGCUCCUGAACUCGUGCCUGAGCCUCUGUCAAUGAGCCAUGGCCCCGAACAGAAGCGUGAUGUUUACAUCAAUCGAGCCAUGGAAAUGACACCGCCAGGUGCUAAAGACGAAGGCUACGAGACAGGCGCAAACGCUCCCUCGCCUGCGAUCAUUCCUGGCAAGCAGCAACUCGUGCCGAAAGGUCUGCCAUUUUCGCAAGAACUCGCCUACGAGGAUGAUGCGCUCGACAAUGAUCCCUUCACGUCCCAGAAGCGCGAUCAAUAUGCUAGUGGACUCUCGCACGGCAUGUCACCGCUAUACGAUAACGCUACAGGUCGUGCUACUGACCGGAUAUAUGACAAGGAUAUCAGAGCUCUGAUGGAUCACUUGACCGUCAGAGAUGCUCAGCGAAAUGCCCGAGACACGGAAAUCUUGAUCACAUUGGUUCGCACGGCAGCUGAAAUGCGCAACUCCUUCGAAGAUAUGAAGAAUCUAAUGGCUGAACAAGGAGAAAACAUGCUCGAGGAGAACUCAAAGCAGCAUCAGCAGACACAAAAGGCGAUUGGUGGUCCACGGCCUCAGCCUGCAUCGGCGCGAGUCACUCGAACACCGACGCUGGAUGAAGAAGAGCUUUCCACCAAGCGGCGAAGCGUGUUCCGGCGAGUAAUGGGCUUGGGCAAUAAGAAUACUCAAGAGCUGCAAAACAUCGAAUCAAUGCUUGUUCAACUGCUUGACGGCUUUGAGGAUAUGCGAGCUCAACAGAACGGUCACGUGGUUGAGCCACGCCUGACAAGCAUUCACUCUGCUGAUAACGCAAGAGCACCUACGGACACUGGGUAUGAACCAGAAGGACAGGCCGGGACGUCUUCAACCGGCGAUCGAUCUGGUAUGCACUCCAACAACUCGUCCCGCCAAGCAGACUACAGAGGCUAUAAUAUCCGCCAUGAACCCGGCAACCGAGUCAGCACAGUCAUGGAGCGUGAGGAAGAGUAUGACUACGACGAUGCCUAUGCGGAGGAUCAGCAGAGAACACCGCUUGCGGCCAAGUUCACCCGAGGCGCGUCUGAGCCGGUACAUACCCCACCAACCAUGCACGAUGCGAAACAGGGCACGCUGAGUAACGAGCAUACUCCACGCUUCUCGAACGACACAUCUUCGGGACGUAAGCACAAGUCUUUUGCCUCGUCGUUGCUGCCUAAGAUGGUGUCAAGAUGGUCGAAGACGACAGCCUCUUCUGGGGAUUACCGUGCGAGUACCCUUCAAAAGCCACGUUCAUACUCUCAAGUCUCUCAGUCCGGCUCAAACGUUGGAGGCUAUGACUACGACCCGGCUGGCGAGGACGCUCUCCUAACCAGCGAUGAGCGCUACCGCACUCAAGAGAACAGACCGCCGUCGCCGCUGAUCCCAAGUCAGGUGUCCGACAGUAGCCCCAAGUAUCAAGGCUUCCGCAACAGCGUCAAUCUUCAGCACCCUCAGCCACGCGCUGGUCCGACUGAGCGCUAUCAGAAUCAUCUCAAUUCAGUAGCCCAGUACUACGACAAUAACGAUCCAAUCUCGCCGGGGUCCGUGUCGUCUUCGCAAUGGGAAGCACAGGCUGCUAUGACAGGAAUGCCUGGCGCAGAUCUUCACCAGGGGUACCAACAUGGCGGACAGCUCAGUCCAAUUUUCGACGACGGUACCAGUCAGCGAUCGAGCAGACAAGGACCACCUCGUCCACCGAAAGAGCCUCAGGACGACCCUCUUGUACCUCCUCGACCUCCAAAGGUCGUUAUGAGCCUCCAAGUGGGAGCCGACAGCCGACUUAUGUCGAUCAUGUCGCCGCUGCGCGAGCUGGCAGUCCGGCUUUCGAUAAGUUGCGGCUAUCAGGAACUCACCUGGUCAGGCACGGAAGCCAUCUGGUCCUCGACCACUGUCUACGUCAGGACAGUAUACCAGCAAGAGCUACAACGGAGAUAUCAACUCCGUUAA